AUGGAAACAUUUAGUAUUAUACAGCAAAUUGUGAUGCAUGGAAAUCCUUCAAUAUUACUUAACCUAUUGCUUUUAAUAAUUCAUAUUCUAUAAAUAUUUCAGUUGAAAUUAUUUUGUACUAAAAAUAACUUAAUUUACUUAACAGAUACUGAAAAUAGCUUAUAUUUAUUCUUUCCUGAAACUAAUCCAUUACCAAUGAUACAUGAUUUAUCAGAUAAUGUCGAUUUAAAUUUGUUAAUACCUUAUUAUUGA
Paramecium primaurelia is the source of this 252-nucleotide messenger RNA. The record is from the annotation of a GenBank genome assembly. NCBI's taxonomy places the organism in Eukaryota, Ciliophora, Oligohymenophorea, Peniculida, Parameciidae.